Molecule: messenger RNA, 2493 nt
Organism: Fusarium mangiferae
Lineage: Eukaryota; Fungi; Ascomycota; Sordariomycetes; Hypocreales; Nectriaceae
Exons: 4
Coding region: 1-2493 (830 amino acids)
Biological process (GO): proteolysis
Molecular function (GO): cysteine-type endopeptidase activity
Source: RefSeq, a predicted model, not a curated record
AUGGCCCCUGUCAAACGUGCUCUUCUCAUCGCCGUCCCAUCGUUUGGGCUGACUGGCCCACUAAACGACGUCCAGCUGAUGAGCGACAUUCUCGCCAAGCAGGGAUUUGAGAUCACUACUUGCUACGACCAGGAGGCCUCCCGGAACGGAAUACUGGACUCCUGGAGGUUGAUAAUCAGUAAAUGUCAGCCUGACGACACUCUUGUCAUUUACUACUCCGGCCACGGCGGUAUUGUUGAAGAUUCAUCCAAGCGGGAGCCGGGCAAUGAAGCGGGGGUUGAGCGCGUAAAGCACACUCCCUGGCGGUAUCAAUUUCUGGUUCCCAUCGACUUCCGCCCUGACGAAGAUACCCAUGUCGGUGAUGAGGUGGAAGCCGUGAUUGAGAGCGAGAAGGAAUUUACUGGUAUCUUGGAUGUAGAAGUCAAGCAACUGCGCGCCGAGGCCUCCAGACGGACUCGCAAUGUUACUAUCAUUCUCGACUGCUGCCAUUCCGGCGCCAUGUCUCGACAUCCCAUCUGCGAUGCAGUUCCCCGCAGCUUGCCCAAAGUUCAGCACGCUGCCCUUUCAAGUCGUUACAACCGCCUUCGUGCUAAUGCUCAAAUUGCCGAGACUGGAGGCGGCGAGGACGCAGUGACGAUCGUCGCUGCUGCCGCCGCCGAAACAGCCUGGGAGUACCGUAAUCAUUCCGGCCAGCGGGUUGGGUCAAUGACGCAGGCAUUUGUCGAUGCACUGAACAUCGCAUGGAAGAAUUACGAGAAAACCGGUGAAUCAAUUUCCUGGCGGACGAUGAUGGUCCGCGUAAGUGAAAUGGUGAAUGCCCAGUUUCCUCAGCAGCACCCACACGUCGAGGGACCCGACAAAAGACUUCUUUUUUCCUUGGAGGAGUCAAUGCUCAAUGCGCUUUUGCUACGUGUUGAUGAAAAUAGCGGAUUGAAUAUUCUUCAGGCCGGGAGACUAUCGGGCGUAAGAGAAGGUAAUGUGUACGGCCUCUGGCCACUCGAGGCCGAGCAGCGACUUGAAUCUACGCGUCUUGGUACGGCCACGGUGAAGAACAUCACAGGCUCCAAGGCUUCGGCAGAACUAGAUCUCCUUCGUGGAAAGACACUAGGUGCCAAGGAUACAGCUCUCGCCGUUCUUGAGAAGGAAACAUUGCCAAUGUGGCCAAUCGCUUAUCCAGAUGGUCUUGAGAUUCUUAGCCAUCUCGUCAACACAUCUACAAAUCUCUGCACUGCAUCGAGUCAUCAAGACAGUUUAUUGGCCAAGAUUAGCCAAGAAGGAGAGCAACUGGUCCUGAAAGAUAACUGUCUAGCUUCAGCGAGCCGAUAUCUCUUCUCACGGGCUGAGACACUUGCCAAAUCCCAGCACCUUCGGACUCUAAUAUGUGACAAUCCAGAUGAGCAAUUUGACCAUCAAUUGGAUGUCAUUAUUGGGACCGUCAAAGACGGCAAGAAAGACAGAUUAAUUGAGCAGGAUGGUAGUGGAUACGUCGUAGAAAACGACCGAUUGUACGUGUCCUUGAAGAAUAGGGGCACUGAGCAACUGUAUGCAUCUGUUUUCAACAUCAAUGCGUGGGGCAAGAUCUCGCUCAUCUCAAAUCAGCGUCCCAGAGGUAUCGACCUUCCUGCCAAUCGAAGCUCGGACAUUGGUUCUGGAGAUUUUGGGACUUUGGAAGGUCUUCCCAUUUCUUGGCCAAAUGGGAUACCCAAAACAAGACCCGUCAACGAGUGUCUUGUCAUAAUUGUGACGGAUUCUCCUUUGAACCUUACGUGCUUGGCCGAUUCUUCCCUCGCUGAUGCUCGAGGUUCCGGCCCUGGUUCAUCUACUCUCGAACAGGUUGCGUUUUCUCUUGCGACAGGUUUUCUGCGGGACGUCGGGUCUCAGAGCCGUAGCGCAAAGCUGAACUGGGAUCUGAUACAGAUCAAUUUUGCGCUCAGGCCGUUGGAUUGGAAGAGAGGGGAAGGGUAUGAAGUCCGGCUCGAAGAUAUACCCGAGCCUGAUGAUUUUGCUUUCAAAGACAUUCCGUUGUAUCCUCCAUUUUCUGAGCAACCAGACGCCAAAUCUGUGGGCGGAAUCAUUCGUAAAAUCAAGGGGAUUGAACCUUUCAUCUGGGUCGUUAACAAACACGAUGAGGAGAUUCUUGUCGUUGUAUCGAAGCAUCGUCCCCGAAGACUUCUCACAGAGGUUGGGGUGGAAGCCUCGGCGACUAGCGCAGGCCUCAAUUUCAGUACUACGACAUUCAAUGAACCCAUUGGGAAGAAAACUCUUGCAGCUUGGAAAGAGCAAGGACCCAAUAGCGGCAGCGUAGGUCGCUUCCCGCUGUGGUCACUCAAAGAAGGUUUUGCCGUUGUUUCAAUCUUCAGAGGGCCAAAGAUGGAAUUGUAUAUCGAAAAUGAUCAAGUGCCUAUUGGAUGUACUGUAUACUUCUCUAAUAUGCCCAAUAUGGAGACUUUCGAUCACAAAGGGAAACCUAUACUGAGCGGUCCCGAGGUCUGA